Messenger RNA from Rangifer tarandus platyrhynchus (Svalbard reindeer), 879 nucleotides. The record is from the annotation of a GenBank genome assembly. NCBI's taxonomy places the organism in Eukaryota, Metazoa, Chordata, Mammalia, Artiodactyla, Cervidae.
AUGACCGACCAAGAGGAGGAGGGCUGCAGGGAGUGGAAGGGAGCAGGGAGAGAGGGAAAUGAUGUGGAGGCUGUGAGCAAGAAAGUGGAGAAGCUCGAAACAGUCAACGUGGAGAGUAAGCGGGGAGGAACCGCAGGCCCGCCCCCCAACUCCCCGCAGAAAGUCCUGCUGUGGUCCAGCAUCUCCCACCACCUUGAUCUUAAAGAGCAAGUGGCAGCUCAGAGAAGGAGCCCUGGACCAGCAGUCAGCAACUCGUUGUGCAUGCUGGGUCCACCCGUGGGGGUCCUGACUUGGGUCUCUGCCUUCCUGGACUCGGUGAGGCCUGCUGCUGAGGUGAAAGGCGGGGAGGCGAGGAAGAGGAGGGUGGAGGGGGCCAGGGCACCCAGAAGAGCCCGGAAAAAAGCGGAAGGAGGAGCCAGCUCCAACGUCUUCUCCAUGUUCGAUCAGUCACAGAUCCAGGAGUUUAAAGAGGCCUUCACCAUCAUGGACCAGAACCGGGACGGCUUCAUCGACAAGGAGGACCUGAGGGACACCUUUGCUGCCCUGGGCCGCAUCAAUGUAAAGAACGAGGAGCUGGAAGCCAUGGUGAAGGAGGCCCCUGGACCCAUCAACUUCACCGUCUUCCUGACCAUGUUUGGGGAGAAGCUGAAGGGGACGGACCCCGAGGAGACCAUUCUCCACGCCUUCAAGGUGUUCGACACUGAAGGGAAAGGUUUCGUCAAGGCUGAUUUCAUCAAAGAGAAGCUCAUGACGCAGGCAGACCGGUUCAGUGAGGAAGAGGUCAAGCAGAUGUUUGCCGCUUUCCCGCCAGAUGUGUGUGGCAAUCUGGACUACAGGAACCUGUGUUACGUCAUCACGCAUGGCGAAGAGAAGGACUAG